Molecule: messenger RNA, 4318 nt
Organism: Brassica rapa (field mustard)
Lineage: Eukaryota; Viridiplantae; Streptophyta; Magnoliopsida; Brassicales; Brassicaceae
Source: RefSeq, a predicted model, not a curated record
CCUCCCUUGUUGUGGGAAGGUCUGUUGUGGUCUAAUCAAUGAAAUUCAGUGUUAAAAAAAAAAAAACCAACCUUCAUCUUGACACUUUUCUAUACAUUUUUAAAAAUAUAUUUAUUAUGACACAGGUAAACAUUAUUGCUGGGUCCGCUACUGGCCGCUGGUUGCCAGUGUUUGCGAAAAGAACAGGGCUAAUGUGAAUAUUUACUUAGAGAAACACCAUGACAUUUUAAAGUUAGAUUAUCAAAUAUAUGACAGCUAAGAUUAACGCAAUCCACACAAUUGAAUCUGUUGCUUCUUUUUCAAGAAACCGAGUUUAGUUUAUGCACAUUUGUCUUCGAUCCUCUGUUUUCUCUUCUAAAUAUACAGUAUAGUAACAUGCUGUUUUUUCUUACAGUUUCUUUUCUUAAUACGUUUUUUUUUGAAGAUAAUUCUUCAUACAUUCUCAGUUCGUUGAGUUGAAUAUAUAAUUGAACUUGCUAGACCUAAUUUAGAAACUCCAAUUAUAAUCAACCGCUGAAAGAAAACAUAAGAAACCUAAGAAUAACAGCUAUGCUUCGAUUGAUUUAGCUCCUAUGAAUGACAAUUUUAAACCUUAUCUACUCUCUCCCUGCUUGUGCAAUUUUUAGCAAAACCUUCAGGAGAAGAAUUAACAGUGAUUAUAAUAGUCAACGAUUCCUAUUAUUUGAAACUUUGUCUAAUAAUAACCAAAAUAGCUACAGCCAAAGAGAGAGAGAGAGAGAGAGAGAUCAAUCAUCUGCUGAAAAGGGUUGAAGAAAAGCAACUCUUUCUUUCUUCGCACUUCUUCUUUUAAAAGAAUUAUCUGAAAACAUAUUCAUCAAGAAAGAGAAUUCUCUUUCUAAUGGAUUCUCCUGAUUAAAUUCUUUUUUUGGUUGAGAAAUCGAUUUCUCGACUUCAUAACUCACAAUGUCGAGCGGGAGGCUUUGUGGCUUCACGCCAAUAACGUUCUGUCGCAAGCUCACAAGAUUGCAGGUUGCAAGAGGGCUUGCUCUAAAGAAACUUAUCAAGGGCAAACACGAUUUUAGACGUGCAUCAACAUCAAAGAACAAUGUCGAAGAAAAGAAGAGUAAAAAUAAGAUCAAAAGCACAGCUUCACAGACACCUUCCGUUGCAGAAGCUUCUCCAAAGAGCUUUAAAUCUCCAAAACAAGCUACUGCUUCAGGCAGCGCGGUGUCUCCUUUGUCGGUACAGAAGAAACCGAACACACCGAGACACAACGAUUUCGAAGGUUCUUCACCAAAAUGUACAGCAAAUUUCAUAUUAAUGGUGGAACUGAGAAAGAACAUCUUCUCUUUCAGAGAUAUGAUUGAUUUGCCUUCUCUUGAUGGUUCUUUAUCUGUCACCGAGAUCAUAACACAUACAAUGAAGGAUCUGCAAAAGCUUUCUCCAGAGAUUGUAACCAUUAACCAAUCUUUUGACAUGGAAGGAGCUGAGAUGGAUAAGAUGUUGAUUUUCUUCUACGAGGAUCUCAGAGCCAUUGGUGAUUCUUGGAUUAUGGAUAGUGACUGGAUUUAUCGGUCCAAGUACAGGAACAGUGGAGUUGGCAAGAACAAGUCAGAUCGUCUUGUGGAGCAUGUUUUAGCAGCUCUUGAUGGACUAAUCAAGAUGACAAAAGAAAGAUUUGGUAUGAUGGAUCUUGACUCUGAUGGAAGAAAAAGUUUUAAAGGUGUUCCAUCAGAAGCAAGAAGAAGCUUUAGAAGAUCUGUGUCCUAUUCAGAAAGCAACAACUCUUUUUUCCCUUCACCACUAACACCAAGAUCGGUUAUUCCCGGGACAAUGAUGUCUAGUAGUAGCUCAACAUCUCCGAGUCUUUGGAACUUAAGAGCUCAAGCUUUGGAUAAGUUAAGCCCCGUUGAUUUGAAGCAGCUCGCUAUGCGGAUUCUGUCGCGUAGAGACUCAGACAGCCUUCAAGAUCUUGAUCUCAAGAAUAUUAUAGAAGAAGAACAAGAAGGGAGUGAUAAAUUAGGAGACGACGAUGAAGAUGACGACUCCUCUGUUUCAGAAACAGAGCAUGGAAGUGAAACAGAGGAUCAUAGCAAAUGUUCUGAAACAGAGCAUGAGAUUGAAACAGAGCAUCAUAUUGAAAGUUCUGGAACAGAGCAUGUGGCGACUGAUGGAGAGCAACAUAAGGAAGGUUCUGAAACAGAGCAUGAGGAUCAUAGUGAGGCCACAACUUCAGAGACAGACUCCACAGAAUCUUUUCAAGAAGCAAUCUCAGUAACUAAACCGCCACCACCUUCUCCACCACCGCCACCACCGUCUCCACCGCCACCGUCUCCCUCACCAUCAUUUCUCAAUAAGAAAGCUAAUCCUCUCUCACAGCCACCACCGCCACCUCCAUCAUCACCACAGCCAGGAGGAAAAACUCUUUCUCCACCACCACCGCCACCACCUUCAAGAAGACAUGACUCUGGAGGUAAUAGUCCGACCACGCCGGCACCUCCAGCACCACCGGGCAGCGGAAGAACCUUGCGUGGAAAGAGAACAACUAGCAAACUUAGAAGAUCAGCACAGAUUGCUAAUCUCUAUUGGGUUCUCAAAGGGAAGCUUGAAGGCCGCGGCGUCGAAGGGAAGCCGUCAAAAGCAAGUAAAGGGCAAAACAGUGUUCCAGAUAAGUCUCCUGUUAAAGGUGCUAGAUCAGGAAUGGCUGAUGCACUUGCAGAGAUGACAAAAAGGUCGAGUUACUUCCAGCAAAUCGAAGAAGAUGUUCAGAAAUACGCAAAAUCAAUCGAAGAAUUGAAAUCUUCAAUACAAAAAUUUCAGACAAAAGACAUGAAAGAGUUGCUCGAGUUUCAUAGCAAAGUGGAAUCUGUUCUUGAGAAACUAACCGAUGAAACACAAGUUCUUGCGAGGUUUGAAGGUUUCCCUGAGAAGAAACUAGAAGCCAUAAGAACAGCUGGUGCCGUGUACAAGAAGUUAGAUGGGAUUCUAGUUGAGCUCAAGAACUGGAAGAUUGAGCCGCCACUAAACGAUCUUCUCGACAAGAUUGAGCGUUACUUCAACAAAUUUAAAGGAGAAAUCGAAACGGUGGAACGAACAAAAGAUGAAGAAGCUAAAAUGUUCCAGAGACACAACAUUAAUAUCGAUUUCGAAGUUCUUGUCCAAGUCAAAGAAACAAUGGUUGAUGUUUCAUCAAAUUGCAUGGAGUUAGCAUUAAAGGAGAGGCGAGAAGCGAAUGAGGAAGCGAAGAACAGUGAAGAAAGCAAGAUGAAUAAUGUGAAGGAAGAGAGAGCUAAAAGGCUAUGGAGGGCUUUUCAGUUUGCUUCAAGGUUUAUACAUUUGCAGGAGGUCAUGAUGAACGAGCAGAUCAUUUAACACGACAACUUGCACAUGAGAUUCAGACAGAUCCUGAUCAAGCCGAUUCAUCCAACAUGUCCUGAUGCCAGGAAUGCUGAAAUCAAGAAGAAAUUGACGCUUGAAAGAUGAUUGUAAAUUUGCAACAUAACAUUUUUGUGGGUGUCUAGUUUUGAUUUUGGAGCAAUUCAAAGAAACAGAGAAUCUUUUUUUCCAUUUCGUAUAUAUAAUUACAUGGACUGUUAAUCUCAUGUAGUCUCUAAUCCGAGGAAGUUAUGGGGUUUAAGGCUUAGAAGUUCUUAGUUAUCCAAAUAAGUAAAAAUAAUUACACGACAUAGGAAGCAAUCAAGCAAAGAUUAUAAGAAAAAGUCAACGCAGAUGCCAAGAGAAGAUAGGUUUCGAAAAGGAAAAAAAUAAAAUAAAUUCAACGAUAAUGUUUCAAAAGAAACCAUAAAAGUCAACGACAUACUCUUCUUCAAGAACGUUGUCUUCCAUGGUUAUCUCGUUAUUAUCUAUAUGAUCCUCUCUUUCUGGAUCUUCCUCGAUCAUAUCAAUGUCUUCUUCUUCUUCUAGAGGUUCUUGAGAGGAGAAGGCUAUUCUCUUCUCUUCCCUUUUAUCUUCUGUCUCCACAAUUGAAGCUGUCAACAUAUAUCAAAGCGUUGUGAUUGGAACUUGGAGUCGAAUCAAUCAGAUAAAGACGAAACACUGAGCCAUAUAGUUUUAUGGGUUUGGUUAUAGAACAACUUACAUAUUUUUCUCUUUCCUAAUGAAGUUUCUUCUCCUUGAAGAUUAGUUUGCAUAGAUGGGGUCUUGUCUUCAUUUACUUCCAUGAAAGAAGAGUUUGAGAGUUCAUAGAAAAAACACAAAGACGUUGGGUUUGACAUUUCUUUGAUGAACAGAUCUCUCAACGUUGUUCUGAGUUAUAAAUUAAAAAUGGCUAUAGGAUUUCACGAGUGACAAACUAUAUAGACAUGUGUUUCUGUUCAAAGGACUUAAAUGAUUUGAA